This is a messenger RNA of Leopardus geoffroyi (Geoffroy's cat), 2062 nucleotides long. It is a transcript of the gene HOXC10, whose product is annotated as homeobox C10. The transcript is spliced from 2 exons. Gene Ontology annotation, cellular component: nucleus. Gene Ontology annotation, biological process: regulation of transcription by RNA polymerase II. The coding region runs from base 175 to 1203 and encodes 342 amino acids. Lineage: Eukaryota; Metazoa; Chordata; Mammalia; Carnivora; Felidae. The record is from RefSeq and is a predicted model, not a curated record. Gene Ontology annotation, molecular function: RNA polymerase II cis-regulatory region sequence-specific DNA binding; DNA-binding transcription factor activity, RNA polymerase II-specific.
CUAGCCGUCACAUGGUGAGGACCGAAUGCGCGGAUAAUUAUGGAGCUGAUAUUUCCCCCCCUCCCCUUCUUUUCCCUCCCGCCCCUCCAACCGCCCCCCCUCCCGGAUGGGGAAAAAAAAAGAUGUCAGCUCCUCCGCUGUAGUAUUGCUCCUUAAAAACCCCUCUCUCUGAAAAUGACAUGCCCUCGCAAUGUAACUCCGAACUCGUACGCUGAGCCCUUGGCUGCGCCCGGCGGAGGAGAGCGCUAUAGCCGGAGCGCAGGCAUGUAUAUGCAAUCUGGGAGUGACUUCAACUGCGGGGUGAUGAGGGGCUGCGGGCUCGCGCCCUCGCUCUCCAAGAGGGACGAGGGCAGCAGCCCCAACCUCGCCCUCAACACCUACCCGUCCUACCUCUCGCAGCUGGACUCCUGGGGCGACCCCAAAGCCACCUACCGCCUGGAACAACCUGUUGGCAGGCCGCUGUCCUCCUGCUCCUACCCACCUAGUGUCAAGGAGGAGAAUGUCUGCUGCAUGUACAGCGCAGAGAAGCGGGCGAAAAGUGGCCCCGAGGCAGCUCUCUACUCCCACCCCCUGCAGGAGUCCUGCCUCGGGGAGCACGAGGUACCCGUGCCCAGCUACUACCGCGCCAGCCCGAGCUACUCCGCGCUGGACAAGCCGCCCCACUGUGCCGGGGCCAACGACUUCGAAGCCCCUUUUGAGCAGCGGGCCAGUCUCAACCCGCGCGCCGAACAUCUGGAGUCGCCCCAGCUCGGGGGCAAAGUGAGUUUCCCUGAGACCCCCAAGUCCGACAGCCAGACCCCUAGCCCCAAUGAGAUCAAGACCGAGCAGAGCCUGGCGGGCCCAAAAGGCAGCCCUUUGGAGAGCGAAAAGGAGCGGGCCAAAACCGCGGACUCCAGCCCAGACACCUCGGAUAACGAAGCGAAAGAGGAGAUAAAGGCAGAAAACACCACAGGAAAUUGGCUGACAGCAAAGAGCGGAAGGAAGAAGAGGUGCCCCUAUACUAAACACCAGACGCUGGAAUUGGAGAAAGAAUUUCUGUUCAAUAUGUAUUUGACGCGAGAGCGCCGCCUGGAGAUUAGCAAGACCAUUAACCUUACAGACAGACAAGUCAAAAUCUGGUUUCAAAAUCGCAGAAUGAAACUCAAGAAAAUGAACCGAGAGAAUCGGAUCCGGGAACUGACCUCCAAUUUUAAUUUCACCUGAGCGCGCGGCCUCCCCUCCCCCUCCCCCCUCUCCCCGCUCCUUCCUUUCCCCGCCCCUCCUCCCUUUGUGCCUGGUGGUAUAUUUUUUUUUUUUCCCUCCCUGAGUAUAAAUGCAACGCGCCUGCAAAAAAAGGCAAAGACCUCAGACUCUCCUUCCAAGGGACCUAUGGUUCGUGCUGCGAAGAUGCAUCCACCUAAAGCAUGAGAAAUGGGGUGCCGGGGUGUGGGGUGUGGUGUGCCCGCAUAGACAAGGGUGGGAGUGUGGCUGGUGUGUGUGUCAACCCCUCACUCACCCACGCACUCACACACACCAUCCUGUCCUCCAUGCAAAGUUAAGGUCGAAUCCACCCGAUCAUAGGGGGGAAAAGAGGGAAAAAAAAAUCAACCAGAGAAGGUCUGUAAUCUCGCAGAGCACAGUCAGAAUCGCUCCUUCCUUGCUGCAUUUCCUCCUUAGGAUAAUAGACGUUUUGGAAAGUUCGGCUAGUGUUUUGUGUGUUUGUCGUAGCGCCCAGCGCCUCCAGCAAACCCUCUCCGUGUCUUUACCUCCUGGUUGCUCUGAGAAUCUGCUUGAAGUCUCGUAUUUGUACUGCUUUCUGCUUUUCUCCCAAUCCUCCCAGCACCCCCACAUCCCCCCGCCACUGACACCUCAGAAAUUCCAUCCAGAGGAAUACAAAAAAAAAAUUUAAAAAUUUAAAAUAGAACAUAGUGAAGCAAAGACAGAAUUCCCCCCCCCCCUCUCCCAAAUAUCGCCCUGUCCCUGUCUGGGAGUUGUGUUAUUUAAAGAUAUUCUGUAUGUUGUAUCUUUUGCAUGUAGCUUCCUUAAUGGAGAAGAAAAUCCUAAUAAAUUUCCAGAAUCGUAA